AUGCACCGCGACGCGCUUGACGUACAGGCACGUCAGAGUGACAGGAGCCUCCGAGCUGUCCCUUGGCUAGAUAUUAAUGAGCCCUCUCGCGGCCUCCCGCAGCUGGUUAAUAUCGGCGGCGUCCAACGCCAACUCGGCUCUGCUGCUGAGGAUUGGGGAAACACCGAGGAGGAACACGGUGACAGCCCGGCCGUCUGCCAGGGACUGGAGAUCUUCCAAUGCGGAGCCGCUUCCUCUUCUUCAUCUUCCUCCUCCUCUGUGGAGGAACUGAGUGCGGAGCCGCCGCCUGCCCGGGCUGUCACUGUCCCUGCCCGGCCUCUGCACGACGUCCAGACCCCCGGAUCUCUGUACGUACAACUACAUGGGGAGAGCAGCCGCAGACUGGAGCCGCAUGAGAGACCCCUCCAUGUCCAGAACGAUUACCUCUUCCAGCUGGGCUUCCGGGAUCUGUGCCGGGUACAGGAGGAGGGCAUGGAGCCCGAGAUCGGCUGCCUCAUCCGCUUCUAUGCAGGAAAGCCUAAUGGAACUGGCACUUCGGAUCGGACCCAGCUUUCUGGGAUGUACAACGUUCGAAAGGGGAAGAUGCAGUUACCUGUAAACAGGUGGACAAGGCGGCAAGUUAUCUUGUGUGGGACUUGUCUGAUUGUGUCAUCAGUGAAGGAAAGCCAGGCUGGAAAAAUGCAUGUUCUCCCUUUGAUAGGAGGAAAGGUUGAAGAAGUUAAGAAACAUCAACACUGUUUGGCUUUCAGUUCGUCAGGACCCCAGAGUCCAACAUACUAUGUCUGUUUUGAUACAUUCACAGACUACUUAAGGUGGCUGCGACAAGCCUCAAAGAUUGCUUCCCAAAGGAUCAGUUCUGUGGACUUGUCGUGUUGUAGUUUGGAGCACCUUCCUGAAAACCUGUUCUACAGUCAAGAUCUUACCCACCUGAACCUGAAGCAGAAUGUUCUCCGACUUAGUCCUUGCUCUUCUGCUGAGGGAACCCUUGAUGACCUUCAAAGAUUCACAAAGUUGAAGAGCCUCAACCUGUCCAAUAAUAAUUUAGGAGAGUUUCCGCUUGCAGUCUGCGGUAUCCCUACAUUGAUGGAGCUAAACCUUUCGUGCAAUGCUCUUCGUGCGAUACCCCCUGGAGUUGGAGACAUGCAUAGCUUGCAGACAUUCCUUCUGGAUGGCAACUUCCUCCAAACACUGCCUUCAGAACUGGGGAAAAUGAGCCUGCUCAGCUAUCUGGGCCUGUCCUUCAAUGAAUUCACCGAAGUCCCUGAGGUACUGGAGAAAAUUCAAGCCAUGGACAAACUUUGCAUGUCUGGGAAUUCUCUGCAAGUGUUACAGCUCAAGACCCUGAGACGGCUUCCUCAUAUCAAACAUGUGGAUUUAAGGCUCAAUGCACUCCAAAGUUUGGAGGCAGAAGAUGUAGACUUCCUGCUGCAUAUCACCCAGUUGGAUCUGAGAGAUAACAACAUGACAGAGCUUGAUGUGACCACUUUAAGUAACUUGGAGGUCUUGCACUGUGAAAGAAACCACUUGACAUCACUUAAAAUCAGCGGCUACUAUUUGAAGGCUCUUUAUGCUUCAUCCAAUGAACUCACCCACUUGGACGUGUAUCCGGACCCUUGUAAUCUGGCCCUUAUGGAUGUUUCCAGGAAUUGCAUAGAAUGCCUGCCUGAGUGGAUUAGUGAGAGCAAAAACCUGGAGGUGCUGGAUGUCAGUCAUAAUCGCCUGACUGCACUUCCUGCAAGGCUUUUUUGUGCCAACGGGCUGCGGAAGUUUCUUGCAGGGUAUAAUCGGCUUCCCCGACUUCCCGAAUGUAUUGAGCGCACUCAGCUUGAGAUACUAGAUGUUCAGCAUAACCAGCUUCUGGAACUUCCAGCCAACCUGCUUAUGAAAUCAGACAACUUAAGAUGCUUAAACGUAUCCGCCAAUAAUUUGGAAAUGCUUCCAGCAGCGUGUCAGUCUGAAGAGACACCGAGCUCAUUGCAAGAGCUUUAUGUGACCAAUAAUAACCUGACUGACAAGUGUGUGUCCUUGCUAACUGGACAUCCCCAUCUGAAGAUUCUGCACAUGGCCUUCAAUCACCUACAGACCUUUCCAGCCAGCAAAAUGGCCAAACUGGAAGAGCUGGAAGAGAUAGAUAUCAGUGGAAACAAACUGAAAGCCAUACCAACCACCAUCAUGAACUGCAGACGUAUGCACACAGUCAUCGCCCACUCCAACUGCAUAGAAGUCUUCCCUGAAGUUAUGCAGCUCGCAGAGAUCAAGUGUGUGGACUUGAGUUGCAACGAACUGAGUGAAAUCACAUUGCCUGAAACUCUCCCUCCCAAGCUACAAGAACUGGACUUGACUGGCAAUGCAAGGCUGCUGUUGGAUCAUAAAACCCUGGAGCUGCUUAACAGUAACAUUCGAUGUUUCAAAGUGGAUCAGCCUACAUGUGGAUUUUCUGCCAAUGAAGCAUCUGGAGCCCCUGCUGUUUGGAGCCACGGAUACACAGAGGCCUCAGGAGUCAAGAACAAGUUAUGUGUUGCCUCCCUUUUGGUUAACAACUUCUGUGAUAACCGAGAAGCAGUGUAUGGUGUGUUUGAUGGAGAGCGUAAUGUAGAGGUGCCUAGCUUACUACAGUGUACGAUGUGUGACAUACUGGCAGAUGAGCUUCAGAAGACCAAGAGUGAAGAGGAAUAUAUGGGAAACACCUUUCUCGUCAUGCAAAGGAAGCUGGGAACUGCUGGGCAGAAAUUGGGAGGCUCUGCUGUUCUUUGCCACAUAAAACAUGACGCCAUGGAUCCAACCAGUUGCUUCACACUGACCUCUGCCAAUGUGGGCAAAUGCCAAACUGUGCUCUGCAGAAGCGGGAAGCCCUUUAACCUUUCCAAGUGUUACACUGUUAGCUGUGAGGAGGAGCUGAAGCGAGUGAAACAGCACAAGGCAAUUAUUACAGAGGAUGGUAAAGUAAACGGAGUGACUGACUGUACACGUAUUUUGGGAUACACAUUUCUCCAUCCUAGUGUUACUCCAAGGCCUCAUGUUCAGUCGGUUGCACUAACACCUCAAGAUGAAUUCUUCAUUCUUGGAAGCAAGGGAUUAUGGGAUAGCAUCUCCGAGGAAGAAGCUGUUGAGGCCAUCAGAAAUGUGCCAGAUGCAUUGGCGUCUUCCAAGAAGUUGUGCAGCUUGGCCCAGAGUUAUGGCUGCAGCGGGAGCAUAUGUGCGGUAGUUGUUCAGCUGAAUGUUGCAGAAGACUGCUUCUGCUGUUGUGAACUGAAUGGUGGCAUUCCCCCACCCAGCCCAGGGAUCUUCACACCUUCUGUCAAUGUUAUUAAGGACCGUGCCCAAGACAGCUUAGGCAUGCCAUCUUCGAGCAGUGGCCUGGCUUCAGAAAUCAGCAGUGAGAUUUCCACCUCUGAGAUGAGUAGUGAAGUUGGGUCCACAGCCUCUGAUGAACCUCCUGCAGUUUCCCUUCAUGAGAAUGGCGUUGGCCCUGCAGGAUGCCUGAGUGAACAACGCUGUACAUUGCAUCCCGUUUGUCUUUCUAGCUCUUUUCAACGACAGCUGUCCAGUGCCACUUUCUCCAGUGCCUUUUCGGACAAUGGUCUCGACAGUGAGGAUGAGGAACCUAUUGAAGGUGUUUUUUCCAAUGGAAGCCGGGUGGAGGUGGAAGUGGACAUUCAUUGCUUGCGGUUUAGGAAUGGUGGGCAACCUGCAACGACCACUGUCUUGGAGCCCACUGAUGAGGGCAUUGUUGUAAGCGCCAAUGAGGAUGACUUGGGAGGCUUGGCAAGGAGGCAGGACUUUAACUCCAACACUCUUGGUCGCCAGAGGAAAGGCAAUGGCUCAGUGGCACCUUCCGAGAAAAUUCAUAGUCUGAUUGAGGUUGCUGCAGAUGCACCUUCACGAAAAACAGGAGGAUAUUUUGCCGCACCAGCGCAGCCAGAUCCUGAUGAUCAGUUUAUUAUACCGCCUGAACUUGAGGAGGAAGUAAAGGAGAUUAUGAAGCAACAUCAGGAGCAGCAGCAACAACAGCUGCAACUUCAGCAGCAUAGACAGUAUCAAAUGGACCAGUUACCAGACUACUAUGAUACACCACUAUGACACUUUCAUUCCCGAGUGACUCCAUUUUAUCUGAACUUUUGAGCUUCCUCCACUCUUCCAGUUAUGAGGACAGCAGAUUUUAGGUACUUCUUUUUUUUCUUUAAGCAUCUGCUCAUCUUCCUUUUUCGAUCAUGUACUCUCCUCAUUUUCCACAACUUUCCUGUACUACUUCGUGACUUCCAUCCUUCUUUUUAAACUAACCACCAGCUUUCUUCUACAGAUGCUUUAACAGCCAACUUUUUAAUCACUGUUUUCCAUAACAUAUCAUGUUUAAGGAAAUGUAAAGUUUGAAGAGAGGUUUUGAUGAAAAAAAAAGAAUUUAAUAUAUUACAGAGAUACAAAAUAAUACAGAUUUGUAAUAUUUUUUAAGAAACGGAAAUA
Molecule: messenger RNA, 4461 nt
Organism: Nanorana parkeri
Lineage: Eukaryota; Metazoa; Chordata; Amphibia; Anura; Dicroglossidae
Gene: PHLPP1
Product: PH domain and leucine rich repeat protein phosphatase 1
Exons: 18
Coding region: 1-4080 (1359 amino acids)
Molecular function (GO): protein binding
Source: RefSeq, a predicted model, not a curated record